AUGAUACAUGAUACUUCUCAGUUGGAGCAGGAUGUGGUAAAUUUGACUACUACAGGUCGUAUCUGGUAUAUUUCCAUGGUCCUCCUGCUGUACGAUUAUUGCCUGACAUUAUGCGAUGAAGUCCAUCAUGUAUGGCGGUCUCGGUCACUCCGUGGGCGUUUGAUAUUUUUCACGAACCGAUAUUGGCCGAUUGCGUUCAUGGUUUUUGACUCAGUCGUGCUGCGUGUUUUCCAAACAUCGGAUACAGGAGUGAUGGUCAAUUGUCAUUUCUUCUUUCAAUGGGCAGUCUACUCUCCCAUACCUUCUUCGAUAUCACUAGGCAUAAUUUUGAUAUCUAAACUUCAUGCAAUGUAUGGCUGCAACAGAACACUGCUUGCCGUCAUGUGUACUCUCUUGGUUGUUGAGAUUGUCGCGACAGCGGCUGCAGGUGGCAUUGCGGCUUACAAAAUGCGAGCUGUCACGGUCGCCGCUCACACCGGGUGUUUCCCGGGUAACGACUACGCCUACGACUGGUCGUUCUGGGUGCCACCACUUGGCUUUGAAGCCUUCCUGUUUGCGCUGGCUCUAUGGAAAGUCGUACAAGAAGUACGAGAUGACAUGCAGACAUCUCGUUUGAUGGUGGUGCUCUUGCGCGACUCAAUCUUCUAUUUUGGUGCUGCUUGCACCAUCCUUCUGAUUAAUUUCUUCGUGUGGUUAUUUCGGCCCGCAUUGCUUGGUGCAUUCGUUCCUUUGGUGACAACGUGCCGCUCGAUUAUUGGUUGUAGGAUGCUGUUAAAUAUCCAGGAAGCUGCAGAGAUGACGGCUGACACACCCUCGGACAUAUUGCCGUCAAUACAGUUUCGAACAUUUACCGUGAACGAAGAGGGGAAUAAUAAAGAGUGUUCAAGAGAUAUGCCGUGA
Sparassis crispa is the source of this 900-nucleotide messenger RNA. RefSeq lists its product with no specific name. NCBI's taxonomy places the organism in Eukaryota, Fungi, Basidiomycota, Agaricomycetes, Polyporales, Sparassidaceae. The transcript is spliced from 16 exons. The coding region runs from base 1 to 900 and encodes 299 amino acids. The record is from RefSeq and is a predicted model, not a curated record.